UGGAAAAGCCCACCAGGAAAGACGAUGUGAUGCCCUUACAGCUCAAACAUCCAAGAUCCAGACAGAAAUCAAGAACAAGAUGCAGCAGAAAUCAGAAAAGCAGAACCUCUUGACAGUGAGAAAGCCAGAUGCCAUGGUCGCUUCUGCUCUAAUGGGAUGUGCAGUGAAAAUCAUUAAUUACAGAUGGGAGCAGUCAGAGAAGUUCGUGGAAAUCUGUAUCACCUUAAGCAGAGUUCAUCAAGCCCCCACUGAGAAUGUGCAAGUGCCCUUCACAGUAAGGUCAUUUGAUCUUCUGGCAAAGAAUCUAAAUGGGAAGACUUACCCCACAACAGGGAACAAUCUCUUGAAACCCAUCUCCAUGGAAGGCAGUUCAAAAAUAAACAAACAAACAAAAAAAAAACCAAAAACAAAAAACCAAGACAGACACUGUUCUUACAGAAAGAAAGCAGAAAACACACAGUGGGACUACCUGACUCGGGUUGAAAACGAGUGCAAAGAGAAAGAAAAUUCCUCCCAAGACACUGAAACAGAUCCCAGUGGGAGACUGAUGAAUGUUCUACAGGAAAUUUAUUAA
Neogale vison (American mink) is the source of this 574-nucleotide messenger RNA. Its product is annotated as calcyclin-binding protein-like. The record is from RefSeq and is a predicted model, not a curated record. Gene Ontology annotation, biological process: heart development. The coding region runs from base 80 to 574 and encodes 164 amino acids. Gene Ontology annotation, cellular component: nucleus. NCBI's taxonomy places the organism in Eukaryota, Metazoa, Chordata, Mammalia, Carnivora, Mustelidae. The transcript has a single exon.